Coregonus sp. 'balchen' is the source of this 38208-nucleotide messenger RNA. NCBI's taxonomy places the organism in Eukaryota, Metazoa, Chordata, Actinopteri, Salmoniformes, Salmonidae. The record is from the annotation of a GenBank genome assembly.
AAGAGAGUGGAGACAGCACUGGAACAGUGUGGUCUGGUCAGCAACAGGGUAAUCAAUCAGUCAACCUAUCGAUAUAUAAUCAAUCAUUUCCCUGUCUGUCACAGAUAUCCAUUACAUCGUAACGGAUCCUUAAUGCUUCAUUUACCCAGAGUCAUCAAUACCAUAAUCUAAAACAUAAUAUAUCUUUAACAUCAUUUGAUAAAACAAUAAAUGCAUGUAUAGUGCUGAUCUAGUAUCAGGUAAUUCAUUAUGAUCUAAAAGGUCAAUCUGUUCCUAGAUCGGCACUCUUUCUGUGAGAUGCUGUAUGAAUACGGGCCUUGGUGUAUGAACUGGUUUUCAGGGCAGCAUGUGAACUGCUGAGAGCUGUGCAGAGUCAGGUUCAAAGGUCAAAGUUCAUCUUCUGUUUUCCUCCGUAACUAGGUGGUGUCCCCUUACCGUUGACCUCUGUCCAUUUCUCCCUACACACACACACACACACACACACACACACACACACACACACACACACACACACACACACACACACACACCAGUGCCUUGGCAACAUAGUGUGUUGCCCUGGUAACUGUUGGCCAGUCUUAGCAGGCCUGUGUAUGUGUGUUAUUGUCCUAUUCUGCCCCCUGCUGGUAGGACUGGUAAACUGACUGGUAAAGAGCAACUGCCCCUAAAAACCAACUUCUCAUUUAGAAAACAGCCUGUGUGGCGUCGAUAUGACAGAUCGUUUUAUUCUACUGUCAAAAUUGAAUACAAAGUGUAAAUUGGAUAAUUUUGGUCAUAAAGUAAAGUCUCGUCCAAAACCAGAGUUUUGUGAGAUUUGUGGUCGUGACUGCAUUACAACGCACAUUUUUAUUUUUUUAUUUUAUUUAACCUUUAUUUAACCAGGUAAGCCAGUUGAGAACAAGUUCUCAUUUACAACUGCGACCUGGCCAAGAUAAAGCAAAGCAGUGCGAUUAAAAACAACAACACAGAGUUACAUAUGGGGUAAAACAAAACAUAAAGUCAAAAAUACAACAGAAAAUAUAUAUACAGUGUGUGCAAAUGUAGCAAGUUAUGGAGGUAAGGCAAUAAAUAGGCCAUAGUGCAAUAAUUACAAUUAGUAUUAACACUGGAAUGAUAGAUGUGCAAGAGAUGAUGUGCAAAUAGAGAUACUGGGGUGCAAAUGAGCAAAAAUAAAUAACAAUAUAGGGAUGAGGUAGUUGGGUGGGCUAAUUUCAGAUGGGCUGUGUACAGGCGCAGUGAUCGGUAAGGUGCUCUGACAACUGAUGCUUAAAGUUAGUGAGGGAGAUAAGAGUCUCCAGCUUCAGAGAUUUUUGCAAUUCGUUCCAGUCAUUGGCAGCAGAGAACUGGAAGGAAUGGCGGCCAAAGGAGGUGUUGGCUUUGGGGAUGACCAGUGAGAUAUACCUGCUGGAGCGCAUACUACGGGUGGGUGUUGCUAUGGUGACCAAUGAGCUAAGAUAAGGCGGGGAUUUUCCUAGCAGUGAUUUAUAGAUGGCCUGGAGCCAGUGGGUUUGGCGACGAAUAUGUAGUGAGGACCAGCCAACAAGAGCGUACAGGUCACAGUGGUGGGUAGUAUAUGGGGCUUUGGAGACAAAACGGAUGGCACUGUGAUAGACUACAUCCAAUUUGCUGAGUAGAGUGUUGGAGGCUAUUUUGUAAAUGACAUCGCCGAAGUCAAGGAUCGGUAGGAUAGUCAGUUUUACGAGGGCAUGUUUGGCAGCAUGAGUGAAGGAGGCUUUGUUGCGAAAUAGGAAACCAAUUCUAGAUUUAACUUUGGAUUGGAGAUUCUUAAUGUGAGUCUGGAAGGAGAGUUUACAGUCUAACCAGACACCUAGGUAUUUUUAGUUGUCCACAUACUCUAGGUCAGACCCGUCGAGAGUAGUGAUUCUAGUCGGGUGGGCGGGUGCCAGCAGCGUUCGAUUGAAGAGCAUGCAUUUAGUUUUACUAGUGUUUAAGAGCAGUUGGAGGCUACUGAAAGAGUGUUGUAUGGCAUUGAAGCUUGUUUGGAGGUUUGUUAACACAGUUUCCAAUGAAGGGCCAGAUGUAUACAAAAUGGUGUCGUCUGCGUAGAAGUGGAUCUGAGAGUCACCAGCAGCAAGAGCGACAUCAUUGAUAUACACAGAGAAUAGAGUCGGCCCAAGAAUUGAACAAUGUGGCAUUAAUGUUGGGUUCCCUUCAAUCCGGGCCCACAUGCCACAGCUGGCAGCACACAAGUAAUCAUCAAUUCAGAGUGCAGCUGCACGUGACCCGAGCGUAAUGCCUGUGGUAAAUUUGGGUUGACUUUGGAUAUCCCUGUGGGACUAGUUAGGGACCAUUGGUAAAUUACACAGUGUACAUGGGACAAUAUGUCCAAUAGUCUAUAAAUUGUAGAAAUUCAUAUACAAAUAUUGAAAGCAUUGCAUGAUAACUGAAAGGUGUACAACAUGUAAAUAUUGUCUCAUUUACAUUGUGUAAUUUAUUGACGGUCCCUAACUAUCCCCGGCGAUAGGCUGUCCAAAGUCAAACCAAUUUUGCCAUGGUCGCAAACCAGCCGGCUGAAGCUAAUUGCCGAAAAUAAUUUGUCUAACUCUUCCCACCUGCGAACACACACAAAACACCUGCAUCAAAUCACACCCUGAAACCAACUGACGUUUUAAUUGAGUCAUGGCCGCUAGCAUUUCUUAAUGAACCAAAUCUAAAACGAGGCCAGAAUCAGGAAGUGCAAUUGCCCUUUAAGGCUUCUACACAUUUAUCUACAGUACCAGUCAAAAGUUUGGACACACCUACUCAUUCCAGUGUUUUUCUUUAUUUUUACUAUUUUCUACAUUGUAGAAUAAUAGUGAAGACAUCAAAACUAUGAAAUGACACAUAUGGAAUCAUGUAGUAACCAAAACAGUGUUAAACAAAUCAAAAUAUAUUUUAUAUUUGAGAUUCUUCAAAGUAGCCACCCUUUGCCUUGAUGACAGCUUUGCACACUCUUGGAAUUCUCUCAACCAGCUUGAUGAGGUAGUCACCUGGAAUGCAUUUCAAUUAACAGGUGUGCCUUCUUAAAAGUUAAUUUGUGGAAUUUCUUUGCUUAAUUCGUUUCAGCCAAUCAGUUGUGUUGUGACAAGGGUAGGGUUUGUAUACAGAAGAUAGCCCUAUUUGGUAAAAGGCCAAGUCCAUAUUAUGGCAAGAACAGCUCAAAUAAGCAAAGAGAAAUGACAGUCCAUCAUUGCUUUAAGACAUGAAGGUCAGUCAAUACGGAACAUUUCAAUAACUUUUAAAGUUUCUUCAAGUGCAGUUGCAAAAACCAUCAAGCGCUAUGAUGAAACUGGCUCUCAUGAGGACCGCCACAGGAAAGGAAGACCCAGAGUUACCUCUGCUGCAGAGGAUAAGUUCAUUAGAGUUAACUGCACCUCAGAUUGCAGCCCAAAUAAAUGUUUCACAGAGUUCAAGUAGCCGACACAUCUCAACAUCAACUGUUCAGAGGAGACUGCGUGAAUCAGGCCUUCAUGGUCGAAUUGCUGCAAAGAAACCAUUACUAAAGGACACCAAUAAGAAGAAGAGACUUGCUUGGGCCAAGAAAUACGAGCAAUGGACAUUAGACCGGUGGAAAUCUGUCCUUUGGUCUGAUGAGUUUUUUGGAUCCAACUGCCGUGUCUUUGUGAGACGCAGAGUAGGUGAACGGAUGAUCUCCGCAUGUGUGGUUCCCACCGUGAAGCAUGGAGCUGUGAUGGUGUGGGGGUGCUUUGCUGGUGACAUUGUCUGUGAUUUAUUUAGAAUUCAAGGCACAAUUAACCAGCAUGGCUACCACAGGAUUCUGCAGCAAUAUGCCAUCCCAUCUGUUUUGGGAUUAGUGGGACUAUCAUUUGUUUUUCAACAGGACAAUGACCCAACACACCUCCAGGCUGUGUAAGGGCUAUUUGACCAAGAAGGAGAGUGAUGGAGUGCUGCAACAGAUGACCUGGCCUCCAAAAUCACCCGACCUCAACCCAAUUGAGAUGGUUUGGGAUGAGUUGGACUGCAGAGUGAAGGAAAAGCAGCCAACAAGUGCUCAGCAUAUGUGGGAACUCCUUCAAGACUGUUGGAAAAUCAUUCCAGUUGACUACCUCAUGAAGCUGGUUGAGAGAAUGCCAAGAGUAUGCCAAGAUUGUGAAAAGCUGUCAUCAAGGCAAAGCGUGGCUACUUAGAAGAAUCUCAAAUAUAAAAUAUAUUUUGAUUUAACACUUCUUUUGGUUACUACAUGAUUCCAUAUGUGUUAUUUAAUAGUUUUUGAUGUCUUCACUAUUAUUCUACAAUGUAGAAAAUAGUCAAAAUAAAGAAAAACCCUUGAAUGAGUAGGUGUGUCCAAACUUUUGACUGGUACUGUAACUACAGCUGUGCAUUAGGAACAGACUCCAGAUCAGCCCUUACACUAUCCCUGUUAACAUAUUGUAUUAUGUCUUCUCUAACAGCUGACUCCAGAUCAGCCUUUACACUACCCAUCCGUCUAUGGACAGAUGUUGAAUGAAUCGGUGUGUAGUGUGAAGGUCCGCUGGACACAGUUGCCCAUAGUUCUGGACUAACCAACAGAUCAUCUAUAGUUGGUUUGCUGUAGUUGGAUGUGUAGAAGCCUUUCGACUGACACUCUUAUCUCUUCACUCUCCCCCCCCUUAUAUCUCCCUUCCUCCUUUUCUCCACCCCCCCCCUCCACCUCUCCACUCCUCCAUCCCUCUCUCCAGGCAGAGGGCAUUAAGCCAGAUGACUUUACAUGUGAGAUGUUCCAUAGCUUCCUCGACAGUCUCUGUCUCCGACCUGAGAUAGAACGCAUCUUCGUAGAGAUGUGAGUCACGCACGCACGCACAUACACACACAAACUCAUGAAAGCAAGCAAGCGCGCGCACACACACACACACACACACACACACACACACACACACACACACACACACACACACACACACACACACACACACACACAUGCUUGAAUGCACACACACACAGACAGUUACUUGCUGUAUACACCCUCUCUCAUAGUGCGACACAUUAUUACAUCAAACAACGCAACAAACCAUACCAACCUAAUCUCUCUCUAAGCAACACUAUGCCUGCUCUAGCAACCUAAUCUCUCUAUACCUGCUCUACCAACCUAAUCUCUCUCUAACCAACACGAUGCCUGCUCUACCAACCUAAUCUCUCUCUAUACCUGCUCUACCAACCUAAUCUCUCUCUAAGCAACACUAUGCCUGCUCUACCAACCUAAUCUCCCUCCAACCAACACUAUACAUGCUCUACCAACCUAACCUCUCUCUAAGCAACACUAUGCCUGCUCUACCAACCUAAUCUCUCUCUAUACCUGCUCUACCAACCUAAUCUCUCUCUAUACCUGCUCUACCAACCUAAUCUCUCUCUAUACCUGCUCUACCAACCUAAUCUCUCUCUAACCAACACUAUUCCUGCUCUACCAACCUAAUCUCUCUCUAUACCUGCUCUACCAACAUAAUCUCUCUCUAUACCUGCUCUACCAACAUAAUCUCUCUCUAUACCUGCUCUACCAACCUAAUCUCUCUAACAACACGAUGCCUGCUCUACCAACCUAAUCUCUCUCUAUACCUGCUCUACCAACAUAAUCUCUCUCUAUACCUGCUCUACCAACCUAAUCUCUCUCUAUACCUGCUCUACCAACCUAAUCUCUCUCUAUACCUGCUCUACCAACCUAAUCUCUCUCUCUACCUGCUCUACCAACCUAAUCUCUCUCUAACCAACACUAUUCAUGCUCUACCAACCUAAUCUCUCUCUAUACCUGCUCUACCAACCUAAUCUCUCUCUCUACCUGCUCUACCAACCUAAUCUCUCUCUAACCAACACUAUACCUGCUCUACCAACCUAAUCUCUCUCUAUACCUGCUCUACCAACCUAAUCUCUCUCUAACCAACACUAUACCUGCUCUACCAACCUAAUCUCUCUCUAACCAACACUAUACCUGCUCUACCAACCUAAUCUCUCUCUAUACCUGCUCUACCAACCUAAUCUCUCUCUAUACCUGCUCUACCAACCUAAUCUCUCUCUAUACCUGCUCUAGCAACCUAAUCUCUCUCUAUACCUGCUCUAGCAACCUAAUCUCUCUCUAUACCUGCUCUACCAACCUAAUCUCUCUCUAUACCUGCUCUACCAACCUAAUCUCCCUCCAACCAACACUAUGCCUGCUCUACCAACCUAAUCUCUCUCUAUACCUGCUCUACCAACCUAAUCUCUCUCUAUACCUGCUCUAGCAACCUAAUCUCUCUCUAUACCUGCUCUACCAACCUCUCUCUAUACCUGCUCUACCAACCUAAUCUCUCUCUAUACCUGCUCUACCAACCUAAUCUCCCUCCAACCAACACUAUGCCUGCUCUACCAACCUAAUCUCUCUCUAUACCUGCUCUACCAACCUAAUCUCUCUCUAUACCUGCUCUACCAACCUAAUCUCUCUCUAACCAACACAAUUCCUGCUCUACCAACCUAAUCUCUCUCUAUACCUGCUCUACCAACAUAAUCUAUCUCUAUACCUGCUCUAGCAACCUAAUCUCUCUCUAUACCUGCUCUACCAACCUCUCUCUAUACCUGCUCUACCAACCUAAUCUCUCUCUAUACCUGCUCUACCAACCUAAUCUCCCUCCAACCAACACUAUGCCUGCUCUACCAACCUAAUCUCUCUCCAUACCUGCUCUACCAACCUAAUCUCUCUCUAUACCUGCUCUACCAACCUAAUCUCUCUCUAACCAACACAAGUCCUGCUCUACCAACCUAAUCUCUCUCUAUACCUGCUCUACCAACCUAAUCUCUCUCUAUACCUGCUCUACCAACCUAAUCUCUCUCUAACCAACACAAUUCCUGCUCUACCAACCUAAUCUCUCUCUAUACCUGCUCUACCAACAUAAUCUCUCUCUAUACCUGCUCUACCAACAUAAUCUCUCUCUAUACCUGCUCUACCAACCUAAUCUCUCUCUAUACCUGCUCUACCAACAUAAUCUCUCUCUAUACCUGCUCUACCAACCUAAUCUCUCUCCAUACCUGCUCUACCAACAGAAUCCCUCUCUAUACCUGCUCUACCAACCUAAUCUCUAUCUAUACCUGCUCUACCAACCUAAUCUCUCUCCAACCAACACUAUUCCUGCUCUACCAACCUAAUCUCUAUCUAUACCUGCUCUACCAACCUAAUCUCUUUCUAACCAACACUAUGCCUGCUCUACCAACCUAAUCUCUCUCUAUACCUGCUCUACCAACAUACUCUCUCUAUAUACCUGCUCUACCAACCUAAUCUCUCUCUAUACCUGCUCUACCAACCUAAUCUCUCUCUAUACAUGCUCUACCAACCUAAUCUCUUUCUAACCAACACUAUGCCUGCUCUACCAACCUAAUCUCUUUCUAUACCUGCUCUACCAACCUAAUCUCUCUAUACCUGCUCUACCAACCUAAUCUCUCUCUAACAACACGAUGCCUGCUCUACCAACCUAAUCUCUCUCUAUACCUGCUCUACCAACAGAAUCUCUCUCUAAACCUGCUCUACCAACCUAAUCUCUCUCUAUACCUGCUCUACCAACCUAAUCUCUCUCCAACCAACACUAUUCCUGCUCUACCAACCUAAUCUCUUUCUAUACCUGCUCUACCAACCUAAUCUCUAUCUAUACCUGCUCUACCAACCUAAUCUCUUUCUAACCAACACUAUGCCUGCUCUACCAACCUAAUCUCUCUAUACCUGCUCUACCAACCUAAUCUCUCUCUAACAACACGAUGCCUGCUCUACCAACCUAAUCUCUCUCUAUACCUGCUCUACCAACCUAAUCUCUCUCCAACCAACACUAUUCCUGCUCUACCAACCUAAUCUCUUUCUAUACCUGCUCUACCAACCUAAUCUCUAUCUAUACCUGCUCUACCAACCUAAUCUCUUUCUAACCAACACUAUGCCUGCUCUACCAACCUAAUCUCUCUAUACCUGCUCUACCAACCUAAUCUCUCUCUAACAACACGAUGCCUGCUCUACCAACCUAAUCUCUCUCUAUACCUGCUCUACCAACAUAAUCUCUCUAUACCUGCUCUACCAACCUAAUCUCUCUCUAUACCUGCUCUACCAACCUAAUCUCUCUCUAACUAACACUAUUCCUGCUCUACCAACCUAAUCUCUCUAUACCUGCUCUACCAACAUAAUCUCUCUCUAUACCUGCUCUACCAACCUAAUCUCUCUCUAACCAACACUAUUCCUGCUCUACCAACCUAAUCUCUCUCCAUACCUGCUCUACCAACAGAAUCUCUCUCUAAACCUGCUCUACCAACCUAAUCUCUCUCUAUACCUGCUCUACCAACCUAAUCUCUCUCCAACCAACACUAUUCCUGCUCUACCAACCUAAUCUCUAUCUAUACCUGCUCUACCAACCUAAUCUCUUUCUAACCAACACUAUGCCUGCUCUACCAACCUAAUCUCUCUCUAUACCUGCUCUACCAACAUAAUCUCUCUCUAUACCUGCUCUACCAACCUAAUCUCUCUCUAACCAACACUAUUCCUGCUCUACCAACCUAAUCUCUCUCUAUACCUGCUCUACCAACAUAAUCUCUCUAUACCUGCUCUACCAACCUAAUCUCUCUCUAUACCUGCUCUACCAACCUAAUCUCUCUCUAUACCUGCUCUACCAACCUAAUCUCUCUCCAACCAACACUAUUCCUGCUAUACCAACCUAAUCUCUUUCUAUACCUGCUCUACCAACCUAAUCUCUAUCUAUACCUGCUCUACCAACCUAAUCUCUUUCUAACCAACACUAUGCCUGCUCUACCAACCUAAUCUCUCUAUACCUGCUCUACCAACAUAAUCUCUCUAUACCUGCUCUACCAACCUAAUCUCUCUCUAUACCUGCUCUACCAACCUAAUCUCUCUCUAACCAACACUAUUCCUGCUCUACCAACCUAAUCUCUCUCUAUACCUGCUCUACCACAUAAUCUCUCUCUAUACCUGCUCUACCCAACCUAAUCUCUCUCUAACCAACACUAUUCCUGCUCUACCAAACCUAAUCUCUCUCUAACCAACACUAUUCCCUGCUCUACCAACCUAAUCUCUCUCUAUACCUGCUCUACCAACCUAUCUCUCUCUCUAACCUGCUCUACCAACCUAAUCUCUCUCUAACCCAACACAAUUCCUGCUCUACCAACCUAAUCUCUCUCUAUACCUGCUCUACCAACAUAAUCUCUCUCUAUACCUGCUGUACCAACCUAAUCUCUCUCUAUACCUGCUCUACCAACCUAAUCUCUCUCUAUACCUGCUCUACCAACCUAAUCUCUCUCUAUACCUGCUCUACCAACCUAAUCUCUCUCUCUACCUGCUCUACCAACCUAAUCUCUCUCUAACCAACACUAUACCUGCUCUACCAACCUAAUCUCUCUCUAUACCUGCUCUACCAACCUAAUCUCUCUCUAACCAACACUAUACCUGCUCUACCAACCUAAUCUCCCUCCAACCAACACUAUGCCUGCUCUACCAACCUAAUCUCUCUCUAUACCUGCUCUACCAACCUAAUCUCUCUCUAACCAACAUUAUGCCUGCUCCAUCUCUCUCCAUCCCUCCUCCCCCACCCUACCUUCCAGUGGUUCUAAGGGGAAGCCCUUCCUCUCCCUGGAUCAGCUGACAGACUUUAUAAACCGCCGUCAGAGAGACUCUCGUCUCAACGAGGUGCUGUACCCUCCGCUGAAGAGAGAGCAGAUCAGACAACAGAUGGAGAAAUACCAGAGCAAUGCCAGCCAGCUGGAGAGAGGUGAGUGGGGUGUAAUGCCAGCCAGCUGGAUAGAGGUGAGGGGGGGGGGGUGAGUUGGGGGGUCAUAUUGCCAGCCAGCUGGAGAGAGGUGAGGGGGGAGGGGGAGGGGGGUGUAAUGCCAGCCAGCUGGAUAGAGGUGAGGGGGGGUGAGAGUAAUAGUGUGUGUUCAUGAUGAUGAUGGUCUUGGACCAAUGAUGUACUCCUGUACACUACUGUACAUUGACUAAACCGGCACACUGGAUCCUCUCUCUCCGACUCUAUCUCCCCCUCUCUAUCUCUUCCCUUCUCCUCCCCCUUCUCUCUCUCCACCCUCUCUCCCCCCUCACCUCUCUCUCCCCCACUUGCCCUUCCUCUCUCCCACUCGCACUCUCUCCACACAUACUCCUAUCGCUCAGUCCCCCACACUCUCUCUCUCUCUUCUUUCCCCCUCGUCUCUCCCCCUCAUCUCUCUUCCCCCUCUCUCUUCCACACUUCUCUCGCUCUCCAUCUCCCCCCUUCUCACCCUCUUCUCCCCCCUUGCGCUCUCUCUCUCCCACACUGCACUCUACUCCCCCCCUCUCUCGCACUCCUACUCUCCCCACUCGCUCUCUCUCCUCCUCUCCUUCUCCGCUCUCCCCCUCUCUCUCCUCUCUCCCCUCAUCCUCUCUCCCUCUUCCCCCCUCUCUCUCCCUCUUCCCCCCUCUCUCUCCGUCUUCCCCCCCGCUCUCACCCUCUCUCCCCCCGCCCCUCUCUCCCCCCCGCCCUCUCUCCCCCGCCCUCUCUCUCCAGACCAGAUCAGUCUGAUGGGGUUCAGUAGGUAUCUAGGGGGAGAGGAGAAUACUGUCGUCCCUCCAGAGAGACUGGACAUCAUAGAUGAUAUGAACCAACCCAUGUCUCAUUACUUUAUCAACUCUUCACACAACACAUACCUCACAGGUAGGUACACACACACACCUGACACACACACACACACACACCACACUGUUAAACACACUUAAAUACCUCACAGGUAGGUACACACACACACACACACACACACACACACACACAUAACACUGUUAAACACACAUAAAUACCUGACAGGUUAAUACACACACACACACACAUACAUACAGGCAUGCAUGCAUGCAUGCAUGCAUACAAUCUCAAAGGUACAAAGGUAUUCACUCCCUCCUCUCCCAGUUGGUCAGUUGACAGGUCUGUCGUCAGUAGAGAUGUAUCGCCAGGUGUUGCUGACUGGCUGUCGCUGUAUCGAGCUGGACUGUUGGAAGGGACGGCCGCAGGAUGAAGAACCUUACAUCACACACGGCUUCACCAUGACCACUGAGAUACCCUUCAAGGUGUGUGUGUGUGCGUGUGUACGUGUGUGUGUGUGUACUUCUACAUCACACACAGCUUCACCAUGACAACUGACAUAACCUUGAAGGUUUAAACCCAGACAGCGUAAGUCUGAAAUGACAACCUGCUGGUCCUCAUAGUGUCCUCAUAGUGUCCUCACAUUGGAGUACAUUGUUUAUGAUGUUCACCUGCCUAACAUAUUCUCUCUGUCUCUCUCUGUCUCUCUCUCGCCCUCUCUCUCUCUCUCUCUCUCUCUCUCUCUCUCUCUCUCUCUCUCUCUCUCUCUCUAUCGCCCUCUCUCUCUCUCUCUCUGUCUCUCUCGCUCUCGCUCUCUGUCUCUCUCUCACACUCUCUCUCUCUCUGUCUCUCUCGCUCUGUGUCUCUCUCGCUCUCUGUCUCUCUCUCUCUCUCUCUCUCUCUCUCUCUCUCUCUCUCUCUCUCGCCCUCUAUCGCCCUCUCUCUCUCUCCCUCUCUGUCUCUCUCGCUCUCUGUCUCUGUCGCUCUCUCGCUCUCUGUCUCUCUGUCUCUCUCUGUCUCUGUCUCUCUGUCUCUGUCUCUCUCGCUCGCUCUCUGUCUCUCUGUGUGUGUAGGAGGUGAUUGAGGCGAUAGCAGAAAGUGCGUUCAAGACCUCUCCCUAUCCCCUCAUCCUCUCCUUCGAAAACCACGUUGACUCGUGAGUGAAGCAUUCUGGGUAGUGAGAAGGGAAAUCCAAGAAUAUAGAGAACCUUCAAUUCGAAUGGCUUUAUUGGCAUGGGAAACAUAUGUUUACAUUGCCAAAGCAAGUGUGCAAUAAACAAGGGCAACAGUAGUAAACAUUAAACUCACAGACGUUGUAAAAGAAUAUAGACAUUUCAAAUGUUAUUGUUAUCUCUGUCUCUCUCAGGGCUAAGCAGCAGGCCAAGAUGGCGGAGUAUUGUCGAAGUAUCUUUGGAGACGCCCUCCUCAUCGACCCUCUGGAGAAAUACCCGGUGAGUCUGGGUUAGAGGUCAGGGUUGUCAAACUCAAUUCCUGAAAUGCUGAGUGUCUGCGGAUUCUCGCUCCUCCCUUGUAAUUGAUUGAUCAAUUAAUGUCACUGUUUACCUCAUUGUCUAGGUAUUAUUUGGACAUUGAAUUGAAAGGAAACAAACUUAUUAGCAGACAGAAUCACGGCCCUGGCUUAGGGGGAGGUAAAUGUUGGGUUGGAGUUACUGGAGUCAGUGGAGGCUGCUGUGGGGAGGACGGCUCAUAAUAAUGGCUGGAACUGAGUGAAUGGAACGGUAUCAAACACAUGGAAACCAGAUGUUUAGCCUGGCGGGUAGGACCGUUGGGCCAGUAACCGAAAGGUUGCUGGAUCGAAUCCCCGAGCUGACAAGGCAAAAAUAUGUUGUUCUGCCCCUGAGCAAGGCACUGUUCCCCGGGCGCCGAUGACGUGGAUGUCAAUUAAGGCAGCCCCCCCCCCCCCCCACCCCCCACACCUCUCUGAUUCAGAGUGGUUAGGUUAAAUGUGGAAGACACAUUUCAGUUGAACGCCUUCAGUUGUACUGACGAGGUAUCCCCAUUUACCUUUCCCUUGAAUGUAUUUGAGACUAUUCCACUCAUGCCGCGCCAGCCAUCACCACGAGCCCGUCCUUUCCAGUUAAGGUGCCACCAACCUCCUGUGCAUUAGGAACACUACUGACUCCAGAUCAGCCCUUACACUAGCCCUGUUUUAAUGUAUUGUAUUGUGUCUUCUCUAACAGCUGACCCCAGCUCAGCCCUUACCAUCGCCCCAGGAGCUGCUGGGUAAGAUCUUGAUCAAGAACAAGAAGAAGCACCACCACAGAGCGUCCACCGGGGGCAGUCUGAGGAGGAGGGCAGGAGACCCUGACAGUCUGGAGCAUGCUUCACCUCUUAACGGUAUACACUGUCUAUACACACACACACUGGAGCAUGCUUCACCUCUUAACGGUAUACACUGUCUAUAAACACACACACUGGAGCAUGCUUCACCUGUUAACGGUAUACACUGUCUAUAAACACACACACUGGAGCAUGCUUCACCUCUUAACGGUAUACACUGUCUAUAAACACACACACUGGAGCAUGCUUCUCCUCUUAACGGUAUACACUGUCUAUAAACACACACACUGGAGCAUGCUUCUCCUCUUAACGGUAUACACUGUCUAUAAACACACACACUGGAGCAUGCUUCUCCUCUUAACGGUAUACACUGUCUAUAAACACACACACUGGAGCAUGCUUCACCUCUUAACGGUAUACACUGUCUAUAAACACACACACUGGAGCAUGCUUCACCUGUUAACGGUAUACACUGUCUAUAAACACACACACUGGAGCAUGCUUCACCUCUUAACGGUAUACACUGUCUAUACACACACACACUGGAGCAUGCUUCACCUCUUAACAGUAUACACUGUCUAUACACACACACUGGAGCAUGCUUCACCUCUUAACGGUAUACACUGUCUAUAAACACACACACUGGAGCAUGCUUCACCUCUUAACGGUAUACACUGUCUAUAAACACACACACACUGGAGCAUGCUUCACCUCUUAACGGUAUACACUGUCUAUACACACACACACUGGAGCAUGCUUCACCUCUUAACGGUAUACACUGUCUAUAAACACACACACUGGAGCAUGCUUCACCUCUUAACGGUAUACACUGUCUAUAAACACACACACUGGAGCAUGCUUCACCUCUUAACGGUAUACACUGUCUAUAAACACACACACUGGAGCAUGCUUCACCUCUUAACGGUAUACACUGUCUAUACACACACACACUGGAGCAUGCUUCACCUCUUAACGGUAUACACUGUCUAUAAACACACACACUGGAGCAUGCUUCACCUCUUAACGGUAUACACUGUCUAUACACACACACUGGAGCAUGCUUCACCUCUUAACGGUAUACACUGUCUAUAAACACACACACUGGAACAUGCUUCACCUCUUAACGGUAUACACUGUCUAUACACACACACUGGAGCAUGCUUCACCUCUUAACGGUAUACACUGUCUAUACACACACACACACUGGAGCAUGCUUCACCUCUUAACGGUAUACACUGUCUAUAAACACACACACUGGAGCAUGCUUCACCUCUUAACGGUAUACACUCUAUACACACACACACUGGAGCAUGCUUCACCUCUUAACGGUAUACACUGUCUAUACACACACACACAGGAACAGGCUUCACCUGUUAACGGUAUACACUGUCUAUACACACACACACUGGAGCAUGCUUCACCUCUUAACGGUAUACACUGUCUAUAAACACACACACUGGAGCAUGCUUCACCUGUUAACGGUAUACACUGUCUAUAAACACACACACUGGAGCAUGCUUCACCUCUUAACGGUAUACACUGUCUAUAAACACACACACUGGAGCAUGCUUCACCUCUUAACGGUAUACACUGUCUAUAAACACACACACUGGAGCAUGCUUCUCCUCUUAACGGUAUACACUGUCUAUAUACACACACUGGAGCAUGCUUCACCUCUUAACGGUAUACACUGUCUAUACACACACACACUGGAGCAUGCUUCACCUCUUAACGGUAUACACUGUCUAUACACACACACACAGGAACAGGCUUCACCUGUUAACGGUAUAGAUACACACGCGUGUAAAGUAAGUAUGGACACACACCUACACACACCUACACACACUUCCACAGGUAUUAUGUUGGGACUUUUCCUCUAGUGGUAAACAGUAUACAGUGCAUUCGGAAAGUAUUCAGACCCCUUCUCUUUUUCCACUUUUUGUUACGUUACAGCCUUAUUCUAAAAUGGAUUAAAUAAAUAAAAAAAUCCUCAUCAAUCUACACACAAUACCCCAUAAUGACAAUACCCCAUAAUGACAAUACCCCAUAAUGACAAUACCCCAUAAUGACAAUACCCCAUAAUGAAAAUACCCCAUAAUGACAAAGCGAAAACAGGUUUUUAGACAUUUUUGCAAAUGUAUUAAAAAUAAAAAACAGAAAUACCUAAUUGACGUAAGUAAUAAUAUAAUAAUAUGCCAUUUAGCAGACGCUUUUAUCCAAAGCGACUUACAGUCAUGUGCGCGUACAUUUUUACGUAUGGGUGGUCCCGGGGAUCGAACCCACUACCCUGGCGUUACAAGCGCCGUGCUCUACCAGCUGAGCUACAGAGUAUUCAGCCCCUUUGCUAUGAGACUCGAAAUUGAGCUCAGGUGCAUCCUGUUUCCAUUGAUCAUCCUUGAGAUGUUUCUACAACUUGAUUGGAGUCCACCUGUGGUAAAUUCAAUUGAUUGGACAUGAUUUGGUAAGGCACACACCUGUCUAUAUAAGGUCCCACAGUUGACAGUGCAUGUCAGAGCAAAAACCAAGCCAUGAGGUGGGAGGAAUUGUCCGUAGAGCUCCGAGACAGGAUUGUGUCGAGGUACAGAUUUUGGGAAGGGUACCAAAACAUUUCUGCAGCACUGAAGGUCCCCAAGAACACAGUGGGCUCUAUCAUUCUUAAAUGGAAGAAGUUUCAAACCACCAAGACUCUUCCUAGAGCUGGCCGCCUGGCCAAACUGAGCAUUCGGGUAGAGAAGGGCCUUGGUCAGGGAGGUGACCAAGAACCUGAUGGUCACUCUGACAGAGCUCCAGAGUUCCUCUGUGGAGAUGGGAGAACCUUCCAGAAGGACAACCAUCUCUGCAGCACUCCACCAAUCAGGCCUUUAUGGUAGAGUGGCCAGACAGGAGCCUGGGGCAAAGGUUCACCUUCCAACAGGACAACGACCCUAAGCACACAGCCAAGACAACGCAGGAGUGGCUUCGGGACAAGUCUCUGAGUGGCCCAGCCAGAGCCCGGACUUGAACCCAAUCGAACAUCUCUGGAGAGACCUGAAAAUAGCUGUUCAGCGACGCUCCCCAUCCGACCUGACAGAGCUUGAGAGGAUCUGCAGUGAAUAAUGGAAGAAACUCCACAAAUACAGGUGUACCAAGCUUGUAGCUUCAGACCCAAGAAGACUCGAGGCUGUAAUCGCUGCCAAAGGUGCUUCAACUAAGUACUGAGUAAAGGGUCUGAAUACUUAUGUAAAUGUGAUAUCUAAGUUACAUUUCCUUAUUUUUUUAUACAUUUACAAAAAAUUCUAAAAACCUGUUUUUGCUUUGUCAUUAUGGGGUAUUGUGUGUAGAUUGAUGAGGGGAGAAAAACGAUUUAAUCCAUUUUAGAAUAAGGCUGUAACGUAACAAAAUGUGGAAAAAGUCAAGGGGUCUGAAUACUUUCCGAAUGCACUGUAUUGACAAGGGUAUGUAUUUCCUGUAGUGGUAUACAGUAUAUUGACAAGGGUAUGUAUUUCCUGUGUGUUUAGACUGUCAUUUCAGUGAGAGCGAGGGAGGCCAGCUGCUAUACAAUGGGGAAGAGAAGCUGGUGAAAGAUGGAGAUCCUCGCAAAUCUAUUGGUCAGUUCACUUCCUGAAUGAUAGAACAUGCUGGGGAGGGAGAGAGGGAUGGAUGGACAGAUGGACAGACAUAGGUAACAUGUUUACAUGUGUUCUGAUAGGAGGGGAGGGAGAAAGUGAUGAGGAGGAGGAAGAUGAACCAGUGGCUGAACUAAAGAAACCAAACUCUGAUGAGGUGAGUUCUCUACUAAUUGAUUGAUUGUCCUUUUAUUGUUCCCCGAAGAGUGUUCUAUUUACUUGGGUCAUCCUAGUGAGCAAAUGAACACGUAAUGGUUCUGUGUACCUCUCUGUCUCUCUUUCUGUCGGUCUCUCUCUCUGUCUCUCUCUCUCUCUGUCUCUCUCUCUCUCUGUCUCUCUCUCUCUGUCUCUCUCUCUCGGUCUCUCUCUCUCUGUCUCUCUCUCUCUCUCUCUCGCUCUCUCUCUCUCUCUCUCUCUCUCUCUCUCUCUCUCUCUCUCUCUCUCUCUAAUUCAAUUCAAUUUGAUGGGGCUUUAUUGGCAUGGGAAACAUACAGUUGAAGUCGGAAGUUUACAUACACUUAGGUCGGAGUCAUUAAAACUUGUUUUUCAACCACUCCACAAAUUUCUUGUUAAUAAACUAUAGUUUUGGCAAGUCGGUUAGGACAUGUACUUUGUGCAUGACACAAGUAAUUUUUCCAACAAUUGUUUACAGACAGAUUAUUUCACUUAUAAUUCACUGUAUCACAAUUCCAGUGGGUCAGAAGUUUACAUACACUAAGUUGACUGUGCCUUUAAACAGCUUGGAAAAUUCCAGAAAAUGAUGUCAUGGCUUUAGAAGCUUUUGAUAGGCUAAUUGACAUCAUUUGAGUCAAUUGGAGGUGUACCUGUGGAUGUAUUUCAAGGCCUACCUUCAAACUCAGUGCCUCUUUGCUUGACAUCAUGGGAAAAUCAAAAGAAAUCAGCCAAGUCUGGUUCAUCCUUGGGAGCAAUUUCCAAACACCUGAAGGUACCACAUUCAUCUGUACAAACAAUAGUACGCAAGUAUAAACACCAUGGGACCACGCAGCCGUCAUACCGCUCAGGAAGGAGACGCGUUCUGUCUCCUAGAGAUGAACGUACUUUGGUGCGAAAAGUGCAAAUCAAUCCCAGAACAGCAAAGGACCUUGUGAAGAUGCUGGAGGAAACUGUUACAAAAGUAUCUAUAUCCACAGUAAAACGAGUCCUAUAUCGACAUAACCUGAAAGGCCGCUCAGCAAAGAAGAAGCCACUGCUCCAAAACCGCCAUAAAAAAGCCAGACUACGGUUUGCAACUGCACAUGGGGACAAAGAUUGUACUUUUUGGAGAAAUGUCUUCUGGUCUGAUGAAACGAAAAUAGAACUGUUUGGCCAUAAUGACCAUUGUUAUGUUUGGAGGAAAAAGGGGUUAGCUUGCAAGCCGAAGAAAACCAUCCCAACCAUGAAGCACGGGGGUGGCAGCAUCAUGCUGUGGGGGUGCUUUGCUGCAGGAGGGACUGGUGCACUUCACAAAAUAGAUGGCAUCAUGAGGAAGGAAAAUUAUGUGGAUAUAUUGAAGCAACAUCUCAAGACAUCAGUCAGGAAGUUAAAGCUUGGUCGCAAAUGGGUCUUCCAAAUGGACAAUGACCCCAAGCAUACUUCCAAAGUUGUGGCAAAAUGGCUUAAGGACAACAAAGUCAAGGUAUUGGAGUGGCCAUCACAAAGCCCUAACCUCAAUCCUAUAGAACAUUUGUGGGCAGAACUGAAAAAGUGUGUGCAAGCAAGGAGGCCUACAAACCUGACUCAGUUACACCAGCUCUUUCAGGAGGAAUGGGCCAGAAUUCACCCAACUUAUUGUGGGAAGCUUGUGGAAGGCUACCCGAAAUGUUUGACCCAAGUUAAACAAUUUAAAGGCAAUGCUACCAAAUACUAAUUGAGUGUAUGUAAACUUCUGACCCACUGGGAAUGUGAUGAAAGAAAUAAAAGCUGUAAUAAAUCAUUCUCUCUACUAUUAUUCUGACAUUUCACAUUCUUAAAAUAAAGUGGUGAUCCUAACUGACCUAAGACAGGUAAUCUAGGAUUAAAUGUCAGGAAUUGUGAAAAACUGAAUUUAAAUGUAUUUGGCUAAGGUGUAUGUAAACUUCCGACUUCAACUGUAUAGUUAAAUCUUUUGGACAUCAGCGCAACCUUGAGGGAAUCUUUGAGUCAGAAAAGGAUGUUCAUAUGAUAAGGAAGAUCUCCAAAACCUUGCAGACGACAUAUCCAACUGACAAUCUCUUUAGAAUAAAAUAUCAACUAUUGGAACCAAGACUUAAAAAGAACUGAUGUUGGCACAAGAUGGAGGGAAUGUUGGCGCAUAACUAACGAAAUUACAGUUAGCAAAAAUGUGUGUGUAAACUUCCGACUUCAACUGUAUGUUUACGUUGCCAUAGCAAGUGAAAUAAACAUUAAACAAAAGUGAGAAGAAACAAAUUUAUGAUAAUAAAUUAACAGUAAGCAUUGCACUCAAAGGUUUCAAGUUUUAUAUUAUCGGCUAUGUACAGUGUUUUAGCAAUGUGCAAAUAGUUGUAGUAUGAAUAAUGGGGGGAAGAUAAAUAAACAGUAAAAUGUUGGCGGUAUUUACAAUGUUGUUUGUGCUCCACUGGUUGCCCUUUUCUCAUGGCAACGUGCCACAAAUCUUGCGGUAUUUUUCCUAACAGGUAUGGGAGUUUAUCAAUGUUUUAUUUUUUUAUUUUUUAUUAUUCUUUGUGGGUCUGUGAUCUGUAGGAAAUGUGUCUUUAAUGUGGUCAUAUUUGGCAAGAGGUUAUGAAGUGCAGCUGAGUUUCCACCUCAUUUUGUGGACAGUAUGUACAUAGCCUGUCUUCUCUUGAGAGCCAGGUCUGCCUACGGUGGCCUCUCUCAAUAGCAAGGCUAUGCUCACAAGGAUUUUAUUAAUUUUGGGUCAGUCACAGUGGUCAGGUAUUCUGCCACUGUGUGCUUUCUGUUUAGGGCCAGGUAGCAUUCCAAUUUGCUCUUUUUUGGUUGAUUCUUUCCAGUGUGUCAAAUAGUUAUCUUUUUGCUUUCUCAUAAUUUGGUUGGGUCUAAUUGUGUUGCUGUCCUGGGGCUCUUUGGGGUCUGUUUGCGAUUUUGAACAGAGCCUCAGAACCAGCUGGCUGAGGAAACUCUUAUCUAGGUUAAUCUCUCUGUAGGUGAGGUCUGACAGAAUCUGUGCAGAAGAUCUAGGUGCUGCUGUAGGCCCACCUUCAUCAGAAAACAGUAGACAUUUGAUUUCCGAGUCCAGUAGGGUGAAGCCGGGUGCAGCAGACUGUUCUAGUGCCCUCGCCAAUUCGUUGAUAUACACUGAGUGUAAAAAAACAUUAGGAACACCUUCCUAAUAUUGGAGUUGCACCCCCUUUUGCCCUCAGAACAGCCUCACUUUGUCGGGGGAAUGGACUCUACAAGGUGUCAAGCAUUCCACAGGGAUUCUGGCACAUGUUGAGUCCAAUGCUUCCCACAGCUGUGUCAAGUUGGCUGGAUGUCCUUUGGGUGGUGGACCAUUCUUGAUGCACAUGGGAAACUGUUGAGCGUGAACAACCCAUCAGCGUUGCAGUUCUUGACACACUCAAACUGGUGCGCCUGGCACCUACUACCAUACCCCUUUCAAAGGCACUUAAAUAUUUUGUCUUGCCCAUUCACCUGCUGAUUGGCACACAUACACAAUCCAUGUCUCAAUUGUCUCAAUCCAUGUCUCAAUUGUCUCCCCUUCAUCUACACUGAUUGAAGUGGAUUUAACAAGUGACAACAAUAAGGGAUCAUAGCUUUCACCUGGAUUCACCUGGUCAAUCUCAUGGAAAGAGCAGGUGUUCCUAAUGUUUUGUACACUUAGUGUAUAUGUUGAAGAGGGUGGGGCUCAAGCUGCAUUUUUUUACCAAUUUUAACUGCAUAUUUGUUGGUUGUGUACAUUUGAUUUUACAAUGUCAUAUGUUUUCCCCCAACACUGCUUUCCAUCAAUUUGUAUAGCAGACCCUCAUGCCAAAUUGAGUAAAACGUUUUUUGAAAUCCACAAAGCAUGAAGACUUUGCUUUUGUUUUGUUUGUUUGCCAAUAAGAGUGUGCAGGGUGUAUACGUGGUCUGUCAUAUUGCGGUAUUAUGGUAAGAAUCCAAUUUGACAUUUGCUGAGUCUGCUGUUGAUGAUACUGCAGAGGAAUUUUCUGUGAUUGCUGUUGAUGCAGAUUCCACUAAUUAUUGGGGUCAAAUGUAUCUCCACUUUUGUGGAUUGGGGUGACCAGACCUUGGUUCCAUAUAUUGGGGAAGAUGCCGGAGCUGAGGAUAAUGUUGAAGAGUUUAAGAAUAGACAAUUGGAAUUUGUGGUCUGUAUAUUUGAUCAUUUCAUUGAGGAUACAAUCAACACCACAGGCCUUUUUUGGUUGGAGGGUUUGUAUUUUGUCCUGUAGUUCAUCUAAUGUAAUUGGAGAAACCAGUGGGUUCUGGUAGUCUUUAAUAGCUGAUUCUAAGUUUUGUAAAUUAUCAUGUAUAUGUUUUUGCUGUUGGUUCUUUGUUAUAUUACCGAAAAGGUUGGAGAAGUGGUGUAUCCAUACAUCUCGAUUUUGGAUAAUAUACUCUUCGUGUUGUUGUUUGUUUAGUGUGUUCCAAUUUUCCCAGAAGUGAUUUGAUUCUAUAGAUUCUUCAAUCACAAUGAGCUGUUUUCUGACAUGCUGUUCCUUCUUUUUUCUUAGGGUAUUUUUUUGUACUGUUUUAGUGAUUCCCCAUAGUGAUGGCGUAAGCUAAGGGUUUCCAGAUCUCUGUUUUUGGUUGGAUAGGUUUCUCAAUUUAUUUCUUAGGUUUUUGCAUUCUUCAUUAAACCAUUUGUCAUUGUUGUUAGUUUUCUGCUUGAAUUUACAUUUCUCUAUCUCUCCCUUUUUCUCUCUCUCUCUAUCUCUCCCUUAUCAAUUCAAUUCAAUAGAUUUUAUUGACAUGGCAAGUUAAAUUACUUACAUUGUCAAGGUAUACAUAUAACAAAAAUGGUGGGACCAACAUCAAUAGUAAUAGUAGUAGUAGUGGAAAUGGGAUUACCAUUAACAGCAAUAAGGUAUCAAUAAUAAUAGUAGUAGUAGUGGAAAUGGGAUUACCAUUAACAGCAACUACAACAACAAUAUUAAUGAGAAUAACAAUACAUUAAAGCAAUAGUAGUAGACCAGUCUCAACAUGACUGAGAAGACACAUUACAUGGUAUGAAAGCCAAAACAAAACUAAAUGGGAAAUAUUAUUGGCAUUACACUGCACUUUUCACUGGCUGUCCCUCAGGUUGUGGCAAGAGGACACACAUUUGGCUUUUCACCCAAUAAAUAUUAUAUUUUUUUAUUCAUCUUUUGUUUCAAAUUCUUUGUACUGAAUGAUGUAUUUUUUUUAUCUCUCUCUCAGGGUACUGCUAGUAGUGAGGUGAAUGCAACAGAGGAGAUGUCUACUCUGGUCAACUACAUAGAACCUGUCAAGUUCAAGAGCUUUGAGGUCGCAAACAGUGAGUGUGUGUGUUGAGAGCGAGGUGUGUGUGUGUGUGUGUGUGUGGGGGGGAGGAUAGGCAUCGUUAGGCCUAACCACCACUCUCAUGUAGCUCAUUAGACCAGCUAAAUGAUCAGCCAAUCCACACACAUUGAUUUAUUUUAACAGAUUUUAAUAUAUUCUCUCUCUCUCUCUCUCUCACUCUCACUCUCACUCACUCACAGAGAGGAAUAAGUAUUUUGAGAUGUCAUCGUUCGUUGAGACCAAGGGUAUGGACACACUGAAGAGUGCCCCCAUUGAGUUUGUUGAGUACAAUAAGAAGCAGCUGAGUCGUAUCUAUCCUAAGGGCACCAGGGUAGACAGUUCGAACUACAUGCCUCAACUCUUCUGGAACGUAGGCUGUCAGAUGGUGGCUCUAAACUUCCAGACACUUGGUAAGUCCACUUCCUUCUAUUCUACUUUCCUUCCCUCCUCUCCUCUUCAUCCUUCCAUCCUCUCUCUCUCUGUCUCUCUCUCCUCGCUCUCUCGCUCUCUCUCUCUCCUCUCUCUCUCUCUCUCUACUCUCCUCUCUAUCUCACACUCUCUCGCUCUCUCUCUUCUCUCUCUCUCUCUCUCUCUCUCUCUCUCUCUCUCUCUCUCUCUCUCUUUCGCUCUCUCUCUCCCUCUCUCUCAUUCGGUCCCCCUGUUUCACUUAUUUCCAUGACUGACAAUCUCCCUCUUCCCUCCUCCCUCCCCCCCUACAUCCCUCCUCCCUCCCCCCUCCCUCCCCUCUCUCCUCCAUCCCCCUCUCUCCCUCAGACCUGCCCAUGCAGUUGAACAUGGGAGUAUUUGAGUAUAAUGGUCACAGUGGCUACCUGCUGAAACCAGAGUUUAUGAGACGGACAGACAAACACUUUGACCCCUUCACUGAGAACAUUGUGGACGGCAUCGUAGCCAACACCGUCAAGAUCAGGGUGAGUGGGUAGGAGUAACUGUGUGUGUCUCUCUCUCUCUCUCUCUCUGUGUGUGUAACCAUCUCCUUCUCUCCAUCCCUCCAUCUCCAGGUGAUCUCGGGUCAGUUCCUGACCGAUAAGAAAGUGAGUGUGUACGUGGAAGUGGACCUAUUUGGACUUCCUGCCGACACAAAGAGGAAGUAUCGCACCAGGACGUCCAAUGGGAACAGCCUGGACCCUGUCUGGGAUGACGAGACGUUUGUCUUCAACAAGGUAACGUUAACACAGCCUCAACACACACAAACCGAACACACACUCACAGAAACACAAAAACACAAGGUAACAUAGCCCACAAUGCUGGGAAAGUCAAACUUCUUUCACUACUUCCAAUUCCAUUCAUUUCAAUAAGGCUCAUUUGUUAGCCCUGCAUUGUGAUAAAACAACUGAUAAUGUCUCUCUCUCCCUCUAGAUGGGCCUCUCCUCCUCUCUUUGGCGGUCCUCUCCUCCUCUCUAGGCGGUCCUCUCCUCCUCUCUUUGGCGGUCCUCUCCUCCUCUCUUUUGCGGUCCUCUCCUCCUCUCUUUUGCGGUCCUCUCCUCCUCUCUAGGCGGUCCUCUCCUCCUCUCUUUGGCGGUCCUCUCCUCCUCUCUAGGUGGUCCUCUCCUCCUCUCUUUGGCGGUCCUCUCCUCCUCUCUAGGCGGUCCUCUCCUCCUCUCUUUGGCGGUCCUCUCCUCCUCUCUUUGGCGGUCCUCUCCUCCUCUCUAGGCGGUCCUCUCCUCCUCUCUAGGCGGUCCUCUCCUCCUCUCUAGGCGGUCCUCUCCUCCUCUCUAGACGGGCCUCUCCUCCUCUCUAGGCGGUCCUCUCCUCCUCUAUAGGCGGUCCUCUCCUCCUCUCUAGGCGGUCCUCUCCUCCUCUCUAGGCGGGCCUCUCCUCCUCUCUAGACGGUCCUCUCCUCCUCUCUAGGCGGUCCUCUUCUCCUCUCUUUGGCGGUCCUCUCCUCCUCUCUAGGCGGUCCUCUCCUCCUCUCUAGGCGGGCCUCUCCUCCUCUCUAGACGGUCCUCUCCUCCUCUCUUUGGCGGUCCUCUCCUCCUCUCUUUGGCGGUCCUCUCCUCCUCUCUAGGCGGUCCUCUCCUCCUCUCUAGGCGGUCCUCUCCUCCUCUCUAGGCGGUCCUCUCCUCCACUCUAGGCGGUCCUCUCCUCCGCUCUUUGGCGGUCCUCUCCUCCGCUCUUUGGCGGUCCUCUCCUCCUCUCUUUGGCGGUCCUCUCCUCCUCUCCACCCAGGCCUCUCUGGGAUCGUAAUGAUAAUCUCUCUUCUACUCCCCUCCCCUCCUCCUCUCUAGGUGGUCCUCCCCACCCUGGCCUCUUUGAGGAUAGCUGUGUUUGAGGAGAAUGGGAAGUUCCUGGGACAUCGGAUCUGCCCUGUGUCAACUAUCCGCCCUGGUCAGUACUGAGGAUGGUUUGCUUGAUUCAGGCAUUCAGACUAAGUGUCAUCUGUUGCCAUGGGGAUUCACUUGCAGUCUUUUGUUUCUCAAUCUAUUAUCAUAAUGGUGAAUCACCUCUAAUACUAUGAGAUCUGUUGUUUUCUUGGGAUCUUUGAACGAGUGUGUUUUUAUAAAUCCUGUGUGUGUGUAGGUUACCACUACAUCAGCCUGAAGAAUGAGAUGAACCAGCCUCUGAUGCUGCCCUCCCUCCUGGUCUACACUGAGGCUCAGGACUACAUUCCUAAUGAACACCAGGGUAAGAAAACCCCUACCCAUAACCCCCUAGGACUACACUACCUAUAACCAUCUCUAGGACUAACCUACCCAUAACCUUCUGGAACUACACUACCCAUAAGCCUCUAGGUCUGCACUACCCAUAACCCCAUGGGACUACACUACCAUAAACACCUAGGACUACACGACCCAUAAACCACUAGGACUACACUACCCAUAAGCCUCUAGGACUACACUACCCAUAAGCCUCUAGGACUACACUACCCAUAACCCUCUAGGACUACACUACCCAUAACCCCAUAGGACUCCUAGGCCUGGGCGGUAUUCAGAUUGUCAUACCUUUAUACCGACCUUGUGCCAUACCGGGAUAUUCGGUAAUACCGGCACUGAACACAAUGGGCGCUGUUUUUAAACCCCACUGGACCUUUGUAAACCGAAGGUUAGCAAUGCUACCAAGCACAUGUAGAAUCCCAUAGCGAAUGCUAUCUAAAUGCUAACGAGUGCAUUGCGAACAUUUUAUACAGUCUCUGACCUAAACUUUAUAAGUAGCUCAAAAAUGCUGCUCACGGUUUGCUGCACGCACAAAACAAAUAUUAGACAGCAAGGCUCUUGAUCCAGGUUGGGAUUCUCUGCUGUUACCAAGCAAAGCUUGAUUUUGGAAGAAGCUAACCACUUAGCUAGAUAGCUAACUAACUUCUAAAUUAGCAAACCAAAUGCACAACUGGAGAGUAUUUAGCACAUUUUAGACAGUUAACUUAAUAGUUAUAAGAUAUCUAGCUGGCUAAACAUUUAGUUGUGAAUUCCAUCCUGUAAUUAGAUAACCUGGCGCGUGCUGCACCACAGUGGGUGACUCACAAGGCUCCGGUCUCUCGUCGCUGUGUGCUUGUAAACAAACACCACGUGACUGGGGACUACCGGUAAGCAUCAUAAUGAAAGAUUAUGUGACAGGUAAACUGAAGCACGCAAUCUUCUUUAUCUCCUAACCUAUUGCACAAAUUGACUGCAGGUAUUAACUUAAAAAGUAGCUACAAAUACUCAAAUGUAUUAAAAAUGAUUGACGGUGUUGAAAAACCAUCCUUGUGGCUUUUUACAAAUAGCCUGGUAUACGGUAAAUACGGUAUACCACCCAAGCCUAAGGACUACACUACCCAUAACCCCCUAGGACAACACUACCCUUAACCCCAUAGGACUACACUACCCUUAACCCCAUAGGACUACACUGCCCAUAACCCCAUAGGACUACAUCCCUAAAGAACAACAGGGAUGUAUUCAUUACGCCGAUUCGGUUGCAAAACGUUUUGUCUGUUGCAGAACGUUUUGCAACAGAAAGAGUUAUCUAUUGGACAAGUUCAGGUCCCUCUCCGUUUCAUUCCAUUUGCUUCCGUUUGGUUCUUAAACGGUAAACGGUUAACGGUUUCCGUUGUAAGAUGUAAUGAAUACGCCCCAGGGUAAUGUGGCGUUCAUGACCUGAGUUAUCAGAAAUACUACAUUUUUACUGAGAGAACUCGUUCACGUUAGCUGAACUCUGACAUCACCUACCAAGGAAGUUACUUUGAUGACAGUGUUUUCUGCACUUAAAUGCAACAACAAGUGUUAUUAAGUGUGUGUACCAGGGUGCAUUGCUCCUUUUGUGUUGUGUGUUAUAGAGUAUGCUGAGGCCCUGACCAACCCCAUCAAACAUGUUUUAUAGAGUAUUCUGAGGCCCUGACCAACCCCAUCAAACAUGUUUUAUAGAGUAUGCUGAGGCCCUGACCAACCCCAUCAAACAUGUUAUAGAGUAUGCUGAGGCCCUGACCAACCCCAUCAAACAUGUUUUAUAGAGUAUGCUGAGGCCCUGACCAACCCCAUCAAACAUGUUAUAGAGUAUGCUGAGGCCCUGACCAACCCCAUCAAACGUGUUAUAGAGUAUGCUGAGGCCUUGACCAACCCCAUCAAACGUGUUAUAGAGUAUGCUGAGGCCUUGACCAACCCCAUCAAACGUGUUAUAGAGUAUGCUGAGGUCCUGACCAACCCCAUCAAACGUGUUAUAGAGUAUGCUGAGGCCUUGACCAACCCCAUCAAACAUGUGUUAUAGAGUAUGCUGAGGCCUUGACCAACCCCAUCAAACGUGUUAUAGAGUAUGCUGAGGUCCUGACCAACCCCAUCAAACGUGUUAUAGAGUAUGCUGAGGCCUUGACCAACCCCAUCAAACAUGUGUUAUAGAGUAUGCUGAGGCCUUGACCAACCCCAUCAAACAUGUUUUAUAGAGUAUGCUGAGGCCUUGACCAACCCCAUCAAACAUGUUUUAUAGAGUAUGCUGAGGCCUUGACCAACCCCAUCAAACAUGUUUUAUAGAGUAUGCUGAGGCCUUGACCAACCCUAUCAAACAUGUCAGUCUCCUGGUCCAGAGAGAGAGACAGCUAGCUUCUCUAAUGGAGGACAACAGUGAGGUGAGGAGACACACACACACACACACACACUCACUCUCACACACACACACACACACACACACACACACACACACACACACACACACACACACUGAUAGGCAGAGAGACACAGCUAGCUACUUUGGCCAGCAGUAAAGGGAGGAUACUGAUUAAAUCUGUCCAUUCCAGGCAUUACUAUGAAACCAUCCACUGAUUUUAAAGUAACACCAUCCACCACCGCAUGAGUUACAAAUUAAAGAGGUCACCCAGAUUGCAAAAGUACCUAUUGGUUUCCUUGUCAUGUAAGCAGUCAAUGGGAUACAUUUUUAUUUUUUUAUUUUACCUUUAUUUAACUAGGCAAGUCAGUUAAGAACAAAUUCUUAUUUACAAUGACGGCCUACCAAAAGGCAAAAGGCCUCCUGCGGGGACGGGGGGCUGGGAUUAAAAAUAAAAAAUAUAGAACCAAAUACACAUCACAACAAGAGAGACACUACAUAAAGAGAGACCUAAGACAACAACACAGCAUGGCAGCAACACAUGACAACAUAACAUGGUAGCAACAUCACAUGACAACAAAAUGGUUGCAACACAACAUGGUAGCAACACAACAUGGCAGCAGCACAAAACAUGGUACAAACAUUAUUGGGCACAGACAACAGCACAAAGGGCAAGAAGGUAGAGACAACAAUACAUCACAUGAAGCAGCCACAACUGUCAGUAAGAGAGUGUCCAUGAUUGAGUCUUUGAAUGAAGAGAUGGAGAUAAAACUGUCCAGUUUGAGUGUUUUUUGCAGCUCGUUCCAGUCGCUAGCUGCAGCGAACUGAAAAGAGGAGCGACCCAGGGAUGUGUGUGCUUUGGGGACCUUUAACAGAAUGUGACUGGCAGAACGGGUGUUGUAUGUGGAGGAUGAGGGCUGCAGUAGGUAUCUCAGAUAGGGGGGAGUGAGGCCUAAGAGGGUUUUAUAAAUAAGCAUCAACCAGUGGGUCUUGCGACUGGUACACAGAGAUGACCAGUUUACAGAGGAGUAUAGAGUGCAGUGAUGUGUCCUAUAAGGAGCAUUGGUGGCAAAUCUGAUGGCCGAAUGGUAAAGAACAUCUAGCCACUCGAGAGCACCCUUACCUUCCGAUCUAUAAAUUACAUCUCCGUAAUCUAGCAUGAGGUAGGAUGGUCAUCUGAAUCAGGGUUAGUCUGGUAGCUGGGGUGAAAGAGGAGCGAUUACGAUAGAGGAAACCAAUUCUAGAUUUAACCUUAGCCUGCAGCUUUGAUAUGUGCUGAGAGAAGGACAGCGUACAGUCUAGCCAUACUCCCAAGUACUCGUAUGAGGUGACUACCUCAAGCUCUAAACCCUCAGAGGUAGUAAUCACACCGGUGGGGAGAGGGGCAUUCUUCUUACCAAACCACAUGACCUUUGUUUUGGAGGUGUUCAGAACAAGGUUAAGGGCAGAGAAAGCUUGUUGGACACUAAGAAAGCUUUGUUGUAGAGCGUUUAGCACAAAAUCCGUGGAGAGGCCAGCUGAGUAUAAGACUGUAUCAUCUGCAUAUAAAUGGAUGAGAGAGCUUCCUACUACCUGAGCUAUGUUGUUGAUGUAAAUUGAGAAGAGCGUGGGGCCUAGGAUCGAGCCUUGGGGUUCUCCCUUGGUGACAGGAAGUGGCUGAGACAGCAGAUGUUCUGACUUUAUACACUGCACUCUUUGAGAGACGUAGUUAGCAAACCAGGCCAAAGACCCCUCAGAGACACCAAUACUACUUAGUUGACCCACAAGAAUGGAAUGGUCUACCGUAUCAAAAGCUUUGGCCAAGUCAAUAAAAAUAGCAGCACAACAUUGCUUAGAAUCAAGGGCAAUGGUGACAUCAUUUAGGACCUUUUAAGGUUGCAGUGACACAUCCAUAACCUGAGCGGAAACCAGAUUGCGUACCAGAGAGAACACUAUAGACAUCAAGAAAGCCAGUCAGCUGAAUAUUGACAAGUUUUUCCAACACUUUUGAUAAACAGGGCAAAAUAGAAAUUGGCCUAUAGCAGUUAGGAUCAACUUGAUCUCCACCUUUAAAUAAAGGACGCACCGUGGCUGCCUUCCAAGCAAUGGGAACCUCCCCAGAGAGGAGAGACAGGUUAAAAAGGUCAGAGACAGGCUUGGUGAUGAUAGGGGCUGCAACCUUAAAGAAGAUAGGAUCUAAACCAUGUGACCCAGAUGUUUUUUUGGGGUCAAGUUUAAGGAGCUCCUUUAGCACCUCGGACUCUGUGACCGCCUGCAGGGAGAAACGUAUUAGCGGGGCAGGGGGAAAAGAGGGAGGAGCAUCGGGGCUAGUCGCAUUAGAAGGGCUGGGAGAUGAGGAAAUGUUGGACGGGCAAGGAGGCGUGGCUGAGUCAAAUAGGAAUCCUGACUUAAUGAAGUGGUGAUUUAAAGAGCUCAGCCAUGUGCUCCUUGUCAGUAACAACCACAUCAUCAACAUUAAGGGACAUAGGCAGCUGUGAGGAGGAGGGUUUAUUCUCCAGGUCUAGACAGCAAGCCAUUACCAUGCUUUGGUUGCGUUUACGUGGCCACCGUCUCCAAAUGUAUUUUUUUUUUAUGAUCAACGUUCUGACUUCGUUGUAUGUAGAGUGUGUUGGAGCAGCCAAAGGAGGGAGGGCGGGAUUUGGAGGGCGACGCCCCCCUUGUGAAGAUCCCCUCCCCCCUCCAACCGGUCCCCUCCCCCAUCGAUGACAUCAGCAACCUCGUCAGCUCACCUGGUCCAGGUAGGGCUACAUUGUUACAGAGGAGGGUGGUGGGCGGAGAUACAGUGGGGGAAAAAAGUAUUUAGUCAGCCACCAAUUGUGCAAGUUCUCCCACUUAAAAAGAUGAGAGAGGCCUGUAAUUUUCAUCAUAGGUACACGUCAACUAUGACAGACAAAAUGAGAAAAAAAAAUCCUGAAAAUCACAUUGUAGGAUUUUUAAUGAAUUUAUUUGCAAAUUAUGGUGGAAAAUAAGUAUUUGGUCAAUAACAAAAGUUUCUCAAUACUUUGUUAUAUACCCUUUGUUGGCAAUGACACAGGUCAAACGUUUUCUGUAAGUCUUCACAAGGUUUUCACACACUGUUGCUGGUAUUUUGGCCCAUUCCUCCAUGCAGAUCUCCUCUAGAGCAGUGAUGUUUUGGGGCUGUCGCUGGGCAACACAGACUUUCAACUCCCUCCAAAGAUUUUCUAUGGGGUUGAGAUCUGGAGACUGGCUAGGCCACUCCAGGACCUUGAAAUGCUUCUUACGAAGCCACUCCUUCGUUGCCCGGGCGGUGUGUUUGGGAUCAUUGUCAUGCUGAAAGACCCAGCCACGUUUCAUCUUCAAUGCCCUUGCUGAUGGAAGGAGGUUUUCACUCAAAAUCUCACAAUACAUGGCCCCAUUCAUUAUUUCCUUUACACAGAUCAGUCGUCCUGGUCCCUUUGCAGAAAAACAGCCCCAAAGCAUGAUGUUUCCACCCCCAUGCUUCACAGUAGGUAUGGUGUUCUUUGGAUGCAACUCAGCAUUCUUUGUCCUCCAAACACGAAUAGUUGAGUUUUUACCAAAAAGUUCUAUUUUGGUUUCAUCUGACCAUAUGACAUUCUCCCAAUCCUCUUCUGGAUCAUCCAAAUGCACUCUAGCAAACUUCAGACGGGCCUGGACAUGUACUGGCUUAAGCAGGGGGACACGUCUGGCACUGCAGGAUUUGAGUCCCUGGCGGCGUAGUGUGUUACUGAUGGUAGGCUUUGUUACUUUGGUCCCAGCUCUCUGCAGGUCAUUCACUAGGUCCCCCCGUGUGGUUCUGGGAUUUUUGCUCACCGUUCUUGUGAUCAUUUUGACCCCACGGGGUGAGAUCUUGCGUGGAGCCCCAGAUCGAGGGAGAUUAUCAGUGGUCUUGUAUGUCUUCCAUUUCCUAAUAAUUGCUCCCACAGUUGAUUUCUUCAAACCAAGCUGCUUACCUAUUGCAGAUUCAGUCUUCCCAGCCUGGUGCAGGUCUACAAUUUUGUUUCUGGUGUCCUUUGACAGCUCUUUGGUCUUGGCCAUCGUGGAGUUUGGAGUGUGACUGUUUGAGGUUGUGGACAGGUGUCUUUUAUACUGAUAACAAGUUCAAAUAGGUGCCAUUAAUACAGGUAACGAGUGGAGGACAGAGGAGCCUCUUAAAGAUGAAGUUACAGGUCUGUGAGAGCCAGAAAUCUUGCUUGUUUGUAGGUGACCAAAUACUUAUUUUCCACCAUAAUUUGCAAAUAAAUUCAUUAAAAAUCCUACAAUGUGAUUUUCUGGAUUUUUUUUCCUCAAUUUGUCUGUCAUAGUUGACGUGUACCUAUGAUGAAAAUUACAGGCCUCUCUCAUCUUUUUAAGUGGGAGAACUUGCACAACUGGUGGCUGACUAAAUACUUUUCUUCCCCACUGUAUAUACGAGGACGGAAAGGUAUCAAACCCAUCAUAACGUUCCAUUUAUUCCAUUCCAGCCAAUACAAUGAGCCCGUCCUCCUGUAGCUACGCCCACCAGCCACUUCAAUUGCUAUCUCUUCAGACAACAACAUUUCCCCUCACAAUUGUACAGUUGAAGUCGGAAGUUUACAUACACUUAGGUUGGAGUCAUUAAAAGUCGUUUUUCAACCACUCCACAAAUUUCUUGUUAACAAACUAUGGUUUUGGAAAGUCGGUUAGGACAUCUACUUUCUGCAUGACAAGUAAUUUUUCCAACAAUUGUUUACAGACAGAUUAUUUCACUUAUAAUUCACUGUAUCACAAUUCCAGUGCGUCAGAAGAUUACAUACACUAAGUUGACUGUGCCUUUAAACAGCUUGGAAAAUUCCAGAAAAGGAUAUCAUGGCUUUUAGAAGCUUCUGAUAGGCUAAUUGACAUCAUUUGAGUCAGUUGGAGGUGUACUUGUGGAUGUAUUUGAAGGCCUACCUUCAAACACAAUGCCGCUUUGCUUGACAUCAUGGGGAAAUCAACCAAGACCUCAGAAAAACAAUUGUAGACCUCCACAAGUCUGGUUCAUCCUUGGGAGCAAUUUCCAAACGCCUGAAGGUUCCACGUUCAUCUGUACAAACAAUAGUACGCAAGUAUAAACACAAUGGGACCACUCAGCUGUCAUACGCGUUCUGUCUCCUAGAGAUGAACGUACUUUGGUGCGAAAAGUGCAAAUCAAUCCCAGAACAACAGCAAAGGACCUUGUGAAGAUGCUGGAGGAAACAGGUACAAAAGUAUCUAUAUCCACAGUAAAACGAGUCCUAUAUCGACAUAACCUGAAAGGCCGCUCAGCAAGGAAGAAGCCGCUGCUCCAAAACCGCCAUAAAAAAGCCAGACUACGGUUUGCAACUGCACAUGGGGACAAAGAUUGUACUUUUUGGAGAAAUGUCCUCUGGUCUGAUGAAACAAAAAUAGAACUGUUUGGCCAUAAUGACCAUCGUUAUGUUUGGAGGGAAAAGGGGAAGGCUUGCAAGCCGAAGAACACCAUCCCCACCGUGAAGCACGGGGGUGGCAGCAUCAUGCUGUGAGGGUGCUUUGCUGCAGGAGGGACUGGUGCACUUCACAAAAUAGAUGGCAUCAUGAGGAAGGAAAAUUAUGUGGAUAUAUUGAAGCAACAUCUCAAGACAUCAGUCAGGAAGUUAAAGCUUGGUCGCAAAUGGGUCUUCCAAAUGGACAAUGACCCCAAGCAUACUUCCAAAGUUGUGGCAAAAUGGCUUAAGGACAACAAAGUCAAGGUAUUGGAGUGGCCAUCACAAAGCCCUGACCUCAAUCCUAUAGAACAUUUGUGGGCAGAACUGAAAAAGUGUGUGCGAGCAAGGAGGCCUACAAACCUGACUCAGUUACACCAGCUCUGUCAGGAGGAAUGGGCCAGGAUUCACCCAACUUAUUGUGGGAAGCUUGUGGAAGACUACCCGAAAUGUUUGACCCAAGCUAAACAAUUUUAAAGGCAAUGCUACCAAAUACUAAUUGAGUGUAUGUAAACUUCUGACCCACUGGGAAUGUGAUGAAAGAAAUAAAAACUGAAAUAAAUCAUUCUCUCUACUAUUAUUCUGACAUUUCACAUUCUUAAAAUAAAGUGGUGAUCCUAACUGACCUAAGACAGGGAAUCUUUACUAGGAUUAAAUGUCAGGAAUUGUGAAAAACUGAAUUUAAAUGUAUUUGGCUAAGUUGUAUGUAAACUUCCGACUUCAACUGUAUCUUGUUGGUCAUCAUUAAAUGUGUAUUAUUGUGUGAAGUUAUCAAGCGUGUAGCGUUACCUUGCUGUGUAAUGAACAAACCGGUCAUGUCACAUUUCAACCACUCCUGUCAUGUCUCUGUCUCCACGUUUCAGGCCAGAAAGAGGAUCUUAUUGCUACAGUCCUGGCAAGUAAGUACUCUCCAUUCCACUCAUCUACAUUACAUUACGCCACAGAACUCACUAUCGCCCUCAUGUGGUGGGAGUCCAAAUAAUAAUAUCAGCUAAUUCCACUGUUUAUCUCUGUCCCUCUCCCCCCCUCCUCUCUCAGAUCUCCAGGCUCAGUCUAUUGAAGAGCUGAAACAGCAGAAGUCAUAUCAGAAGCUGUUGAAGAAACAGUGUAAAGAACUCCAAGAGCUCCAGAAGAAACACCUGAAGAAGGUUAGACUGACGCUCUCUCACCUCCUCCGUCUCUCACCUCCGUCUCUCUCUCUCUGGAGCAGAAUCAGAAAUAGUAACUGGCAGAGAUCUUACCAAUAAACGACGAUAAUAUUAUUCAUGAACGGCUAUUGAAGGUUUCUGUGUGCCUGCGUAUUGACAGGUGUGGGCCCUGAGUAAGGAGCAGAGGAGUCGCUGUAGCCAGCUACGCUCUGACACACAGAAACGACGCAGUCAGAUGGAGAAAAACCUGAAAUGCAGCAUGAAGAAGAAGUAAGGAAGGGAUGGUGAAGGGGACGAAGAAGAGUAAUCCAGAUAAUCCACUGGCCCAGGGCUGUAUUCAUUGGUCAGACGUCGUAGUAAAUCGUUUCGCUAAAAACAAAAACCGUUUACUCCAAAUAGAAAACGUUUUGCAGAGAGUUUCUAUUGGACAAUUUCAGGUCGGCCCCCUGACAGUUUGGUUCCGUUUUGGUUCCUAGUGAAUACACCCCUGUCCAUUCAGAACUACAGCCGGUAUCUAGAGAGCUGGAAGGGGGUUCGGAGUAAGAAAACAGGGAGAGACACGGUGGGGAAUAUAGAGUGUGUGUGUGUGUGUGUGUGUGUGUGUCAGUGAGCCAGCAGAGCCGGUGCAGAGGCAGCUGACAGCGUUGGAGGUGGAGCUACAGAAACGGACGGUGCAGCUCAGGGAGUGGCAGAUGGAGGAGCUGCUGAAACUACGACAACAACAACACACACUGGAGAGAGAGAAGAGACACACACACCUACGAGAGGUACACACACACACACACAACCCAGAGGUACACACACCAGAGGUACACACACACACACAACCCAGAGGUACACACACACACACACCCACACACACACAACCCAGAGGUACACACACACACACACCAGAGGUACACACACACACACACACACACCAGAGGUACACACACACACACCAGAGGUGUACACACACACACACACACACACACACACACACACACACCAGAGGUACACACACACACACACACACACACCAGUGGUACACACACACACACACACACACACACACCAGAGGUACACACACACACACACACCUACGAGAGGUACACACACACACACACACACCUACGAGAGGUACACACACACACACACACACCUACCAGAGGUACACACACACACACACACACCUACCAGAGGUACACACACACACACACACACCUACCAGAGGUACACACACACACACACCUACCAGAGGUACACACACACACACACACCUACCAGAGGUACACAACACACACACACCUACCAGAGGUACACACACCUACGAGAGGUACACACACACACAAACACACACACACCUACGAGAGGUACACACACACACACACACCUACCAGAGGUACACACACACACACACACACACACACACACACCUACCAUAGGUACACACACACACACCUACCAGAGGUACACACACACACACAAACACACACACACCUACGAGAGGUACACACACACACACACACACACACACACACACACACCUACCAGAGGUACACACACACACACACACACACACACACCUACCAGAGGUACACACACACACACACACACACCUACCACAGGUACACACACACACACCUACCAGAGGUACACACACACACACACACACACACCUACCACAGGUACACACACACACACCUACCAGAGGUACACACACACACACACACACACCUACCAGAGGUACACACACACACACACACACACACCUACCACAGGUACACACACACACACCUACCAGAGGUACACACACACACACACACACACACACCUACCACAGGUACACACACACACACCUACCAGAGGUACACACACACACACACCACACCUACCAGAGGUACACACACACACACACACACACACACCUACGAGAGGUACACACACACACACACCUACCAGAGGUACACACACACACACACCUACCAGAGGUACACACACACACACACACACACACCUACCACAGGUACACACACACACACCUACCAGAGGUACACACACACACCACACACACACACACACCUACGAGAGGUACACACACACACACACCUACGAGAGGUACACACACACACACACCCUACCAGAGGUACACACACCACACACACCUACCAGAGGUACACACACACACACACACACACACCUACCACAGGUACACACACACACACCUACCAGAGGUACACACACACACACACACACCACACACACACACACACACACCUACGAGAGGUACACACACACACACACCUACGAGAGUACACACACACACACACACACCUACCAGAGGUACACACACUCUUACCCCUCCUACUGUGUGUUCCAGGCAUCUCAGAAACUAAAGGAGACGUCCCAGGAAUGCCAGACUGCUCAACUGAAAAAACUCAAGGAGAUCUGCGCGAGGUAAGAUAGUUAUAACACUUUAUAACCACUGUAUUAUUCCCAAUAUAGAUGGACCCUAACCCUAUCAAAACACCUUUUAUUAGUACACUUAAGUUAUUAUACGAGAGGUAACAUACUGUUUUCUGAUCAUUUAUAAUAAUAAUUGAUUGGAUUUAUGUAGUGCUUUUCCAGCGCUCAAAGCACUUGCGUAGUAAGGGGCAAACUCACCUCAUCCACCACCGAUGUGACGCUAUCACUUGGAUGAUGACCUUUGUGCCAGAACGCUCACCACACAUCAGCUGUCAUAACAACUGUAUUACUCAGAAUGUACCUGGUCAGUUAUUCUGAUGGAAUCCCUUCCUAGUCUGAUGCAAUCGCAAGCUGCGUUUAUACUUUGUGAAUUAAAGGUGCCCUACUGUCUUUUUGAAAUGUUGUUGUUGAUUUGGUUAUGGUUGUUGUUGAUGAUCUGGUAAUACCAUUGUUGUUGUUGUUGUUGUUUACAGAGAGAAGAAGGAGCUUCAGAAGAUUCUAGACAGGAAGAGACAGAACAGCAUCAUUGAGGCCAAGAGCAGAGACAGAGACAAGGCCGAGUCGUACGUCAGUGUGUGUGUGUGUGCGUCAGCGUGGGUUGGAGUGUGUGUGUGUGUGUGUGUAUCAUUAUCAAAGGUAAUUACAGUCUCCCAACAUUUUUUAUGUCCCUCUCUCUCUUUGUAGAGAACAGAAUGAGAUCAACAGGAAGCAUAUCUCAGAUUCUGUCGCCUUAAUUCGCAGGGUAAGUGUGUGCAGGCCACACACACACACAUACACACACACACACACACACACACACACACACACACACACACACACACACAUACACACACACACACACACACACACACACACACACACACACACACACACACACACACACACACACGUCUUAUCCUCUGAGUAGUACCUCUCUUUUCUGCUCUCUGUCAGCCGUCUCCCUUUGUGAAGUCAAUAACUCUUAUCUCCCUUCCUCUUUCUCGCUCCUCUCUCUCUUUCCCCCCCCCCCACUCUAGUUGGAUGAGGCCCAGUCAAGGCGUCAGGAGAAGUUGGUCAUUGGUCAGAGAGAAGUCCUACGACACAUAGAGGAGGAGAAACCACUGGUGAGACACAGAGACAGACAGACACAGAGACAGACACAGAGACAGACACAGAGACAGACACAGAGACAGACACAGAGACAGACACAGAGACACAGACAGAGACACAGACAGACACAGAGACAGACACAGACACAGACACAGAGACAGACACAGAGACAGACACAGAGACAGACACAGAGACAGACACAGAGACAGACACAGAGACAGACACAGAGACAGACAGACAGACAGACAGACAGACAGACAGACAGAGACAGAGACAGACAGACAGACAGAGACAGACACAGACAGAGACAGACAGACAGACAGACAGACACACACAGAGACAGACAGACAGACAGACACACACAGAGACAGACAGACAGACAGACAGACACACACAGAGACAGACAGACAGACACACACACACAGAGACAGACAGACAGACACACACAGACAGACACACAGACACAUACAGACAGACAGACAGACACACAGACACAGACAGACAGAGACAGACAGACACACACAGACAGACAGAGACAGACAGACACACACAGACAGACACACACAGACAGACAGACAGAGACAGACAGACACACAGACAGACAGAGACAGACAGACACACACAGACAGACAGAGACAGACACACACACACACAACCCUUCAAACUUCAAAUAUACGAGGCAAAACGCAUCAUCAUGACAGUUUAAGCUCUGUACUGAAAGCGCUCCAUCUUGAAAAAUUGACUGCUGACAUGCACCAUUUUGGGGGGCAUUUUAUUAACAUUGAACUAAUGAAUAACGUACUUAAAGAACGUUUUUGAGUAAAGGGAUCAUUUAAUGUUGAAGGAUCCCUUUAUCUAAUAAAUCAAACUAUUUAAAUUCCAGCUGAAGGCCCGGUUGGAGCAAGACUUGGAGGCGGAGCUCCAGCGUCUCCCUGAGGAGAUCUGCCAAUACCUGCAGGCGGAACUCGAGUCCAAAGGUCUCUGCAGCGACGCCCUCUUUUCCUUAUCCAUUCAUAGCAGCCCUAGCUCCAGCUCAGGCACGCCAUCCAACUGCUCCACGCCCACUUUACCCUUAACGCCCAAUAGCAGUGCCUGGAACAGGAGCCUGGACAAUGGCAUCGCCUCAUUGGUGGAUUCAUCCUCUUCCUCUACUCCUGUCCAAUCAGAAGUAGAGUUGACCAUGGUGUAA